Molecule: messenger RNA, 642 nt
Organism: Solanum dulcamara
Lineage: Eukaryota; Viridiplantae; Streptophyta; Magnoliopsida; Solanales; Solanaceae
Product: transcription factor MYB1R1-like
Exons: 1
Coding region: 1-642 (213 amino acids)
Biological process (GO): response to gibberellin; response to auxin; response to ethylene
Molecular function (GO): DNA binding
Source: RefSeq, a predicted model, not a curated record
AUGGGGGAGAGCAAGCAUAGCAUUAAGCUAUUUGGUGUUGAUAUCAGUAGUGAUGAUAAUGGGGAUUCGGUUGUUUCAGGAUCAAGAAACAAGAGAAGUGAAGAUGAAGACAAGGGUAUAUCUGAAGUUGAAAAAACAGGGGAUGCUUCAAGUUCAAGAACAGAGGAACUAGGGUGCAGCAGUAAUAGCAUUGAACUAUUUGAUGUUAAGAUCAAUUAUGGGGAUUCGAUUGUUUUACGAUCAAGAAACAAGAGAAGAAUAUGUAGUGAAGAUGCACAGAAGUGUACAUCUGAAGUUGAAGAAAUUGAAAAAACAAGGGAUGUUUCAAGUUCAAGAACCAAGGAAAUAGGCUGUAGCAGUAACAACAAUGAACUAUUUGAUGUUGAGAUGUAUACUGAGAUUCAUGAUGAUAAUGGAGAUUCGGUUGUUUUAGGAUCAACAAAAAAGGAAGGAGAUUGGACUAAUGAUGAACACAAGGCAUUCUUGAUUGGAUUGGAGAGACUUGGAAAACCAAAUUGGACUGGAAUUGCCAAAGAAUUUGUGCCAAGUAGAACGAAUAUACAAGUUUACAACCAUGCCCAGAAAUAUUUUGCACGACUCGAGGCUAACAAUAACAAAGCAGCAAGUCGACUAGUAAUGUAA